Molecule: messenger RNA, 2373 nt
Organism: Labeo rohita (rohu)
Lineage: Eukaryota; Metazoa; Chordata; Actinopteri; Cypriniformes; Cyprinidae
Exons: 3
Coding region: 197-1777 (526 amino acids)
Molecular function (GO): protein dimerization activity
Source: RefSeq, a predicted model, not a curated record
CACCAAUAAUAUAGUAGACUACCUUACAAAACACAGUGAGCAAGCCCACACAGAGUCAAUGGCCAGAAAGUAACAGGAAAGAGAAACACUUUCUCAGAAACGCAACCGAAACAAGAAUAAAACAGGCGAGGCAGGCAAGGUGGAGCUACAUUUAAACCAAGUAGGAGACAAGAGAUUUUUCUCCCUCCAUAACUGGAUGGUUUUGAUACUCAUUCUAGAGCAUUUUGAGACGUUUUGUUGGACAUUUUUCUUUUUUACAUACUUGUUUACAAACUUGUUGAAUAUGCCACAGAUUCCAUCUUCAUUUGGCAGGACCAGACGGGCUCAAAGAUACAGACCCUACAAGCAGGAUCGGAACGGGGGAAAAAGAGGUAAUCAAAGGAACCCCUCACUGGAUAUGAUUAUUUCAGAUUUACAUCCGCAUACCAUAGUCGAAGAGCCUGGCUUCUUACAUUUCUAUACGGCUAUGAGUAAAAGGUUUCCGUAUCCACCAAAACCUGCUGUUAUACUCUUAAAACUUCAACAGUUGUUUAUUAAAACAACACAAAAUGUGCAAAAGUGUCUAGAAAGAGUAGAUAACGUCGCAUUGUCUUCUGAAGUGUGGAGCACCACAGCAAAUAAAACCUACAUGACAACUACCUGUCACCUGAUCGAUAACACAUGGACUCGGAGGUCAUAUGUUUUGGAAACCACACCUCUACCCGAAGAAUACAAACCCAGUUAUUUUGUUGGACAGCUUCUGAAAAUAGCAGAUAAAUGGGGAAUUGGAAGCAAAAUUAAAGUGCUAGUGACAAAUGAAGACGGGAUGAAGAGAGACAUCAAAAAGGCAGGAUGGGAUCUCAUUCCCUGUUUCGCCAACACACUGGAUUUGGUCUUCAAGGAGAUGCUUGAGGCAUCUUCUGACUGGAAAGAGCUAGUGCAGAGAUGUUGUAAAAUAGCAGAGUAUUUUUCUAAUGUUGAAGCACAAGGUCACCUCAAGAGGGCACAAAAAACGUUGCGGUUACCAGAACAUAACCUGACUGAGUCUAAGGGUGAUAAAUGGCUUUCUACACUAAAUAUGCUAGAAAGAAUCUUAGAGCAGCAAGAGGCCAUACGCCAUGUGCUACUUGAAUUUAACGUCGACUUAUUGUUAAGUGAGCAUGAAAACAAAAACAUAAGAAAGACAGCAUCGUCCCUCCAGGCAUUCAAAGAUGUUAUAUCAACGGCAAAACGAUUCCACUCACUGUCAAACAUCAUACCACAGGUGGAAGCCUUAAGGAAGAAGCUAAAGGAGUUGCAACACAGCGGAAAUGAGUUUGCAAAUGAAUUAGCAAAACAUUUGAAUCAUCAUUUCAGUAAAGCUAAAGAAAACGAUUGGCUCACUUUGAGCACUGCUCUUGACCUGAGAUACAGAGACGUCGUUCUCUCUGAGAAGGGGACUUCAACCCGCAUUAAGAAAACGAUUAUUGCUGAAAUGAAACACCUGGAUGAAGACAAUAAAGGGAGAAACUUUAGACAGCCAGACAAUCUUGAUAAGGCUCUGAGUAGAUACGUGGACAAGAAUAUGUUGCAGAGCAACUGGGAUCCUCUUGCAUUCUGGAAAUUCCCAAAAGAUGAAGACUGGCACCUGAGUGAAGUUGCACGCAAAUAUUUGGCUGUCGUGUCUACCGCGGUCCCGGCUGACAUUGCCUUCGACACGGAGAAAGCCAGACUCGUGGCCAGUCGAAGAAGCAGCUUGGAUCCAGAACAUCUGAAUAUGAUGCUGUUUCUAAAUGGCAACUGUUUCCUGGAUUCUUAACUCAUCAUUUAAGAGAGAAAAUUCACCAAAAAAAAAUCACGUUACCUAUUGUCUAUCAUGUCUAUUGUCUAUUGUCUAUCAUGCUACCAACACAUAUAUAUAUUUAGGAAAUAUUUACUUUAUAUGAACUAUUAUUGUCUUAUGUUACCAGCACAUCAAUUAAUAUAUAUUGUAAUGGGUAUAGUGGCUAAUUAAUGGAUUUUUGCAUUUAGAAAAUAUUUACUUUAAAUGAGCUAUUAUUGUCUAUUAUGCUACCAGCACAUCAAUUAAUAUAUAUUGUAAUGGGUAUAGUGGCUAAUUAAUGGAUUUUUGCAUUUAGAAAAUAUUUACUUUAAAUGAGCUAUUAUUGUCUAUUAUGCUACCAGCACAUCAAUUAAUAUAUACUGUAAGGGGUAUAGUGGCUAAUUAAGGGAUUGUUGUAUUUGGAAAGUAUUUACUUUGUCGUUUCAAUAGCCAAUAAUCAGAAAAAAUACUUACAAUGCAUAUAUUAUUCAUGAAAAAAAAAGACUUGUCUGCACAUUUUCUGUAGCUUAAGUGGCAAACAAUUUCUUGACAAACAUGUAAAUAAACUUUGCAUUGAAAAGAAAAGCCUGCUU